AUGAAAGCCGGGCCUCUCCUCAUACAAUGGCACUCCGAAAGCCAGCCCAUUUAUUCGGUCCACUUCGACCCUCAUGGCAAGGGCAGGCUAGCAACGGCUGGAGGUGAUAAUCAUGUCCGAUUAUGGAGCAUCGAAGCUCAAGGAGAAGAGAGAAAAGUCACAUAUUUGUCAACCCUCACCAGGCAUACCCAACCUGUCAAUGUCGUCAGGUUCUGCCCGAAAGGUGAAAUGCUAGCCUCGGCAGGUGAUGAUGGCAAUGUCCUACUAUGGGUACCCUCCGAGUCGUCGAUGGCUCCCAUGGGCGAGGACCAUGCCGACGACAAAGAGACAUGGCGGAUCAAGCAUAUGUGCAGGACAUCCACGGGCGCGGAAAUCUACGAUCUGGCAUGGUCUCCAGAUGGCCAAUACUUCAUUACUGGUGGGGUUGAUAAUACAGCCAGGAUCUUCAAUGCACACACAGGCACCAUGAUCCGCCAAAUAGCAGAACACAGUCAUUUCGUGCAAGGGGUUGCGUGGGAUCCACUGAAUGAGUUUGUGGCUACUCAGUCCUCUGACCGCUCCGUCCAUAUCUACGCUCUCAAGCUCAAAGACGGCACGGCUACACUCUCGACUCACGGUAAAUUCAACAAGAUGGACCUACCUGGGCGACGAAUAUCGUCCCACAGUCCAGCGCCAGUAGCACCUCCUUCAGAACUGACACAUCGCACAUCAAGCGCCAGCGUUAGCAAUCUUGCCAUUGCCUCUCCUGCACCGUCGAACCCUGGCACUCCUCUAACUACUCCACUGCCGAUGGAUCCUCCUCUGCUGGCUUCAAGUCGGCGAUCUUCAUUUGGCUCUUCGCCUUCCUUCCGCAGAUCGGCUUCACCAGCUCCUUCAUUACCGCUACCAGCGGUAAGGCCAGAAAUCUCGUCACCUAGCCUCAACGCCGCCAUGGGUCUAGCUGUUAGGAAUACAAACCUAUACCACAACGAAGCAAUGACCUCGUUCUUCCGUCGUCUCACCUUCUCGGCUGAUGGGAGCUUACUGUUCACACCUGCUGGGCAUUACAAAACAAGCCAAGCAUUCGCGGGUGACCCAACCAAAACAGCGGACGAUAUCACUAAUACCGUCUACAUUUAUACGAGAGCCGGUUUCAAUAAGCCUCCGGUGGCGCACUUACCAGGUCACAAGAAACCUUCUGUGGCGGUCAGGUGCUCCCCUAUCCUCUAUACCUUACGUUCCACGGCGAAGCCGACAAACCACAUCACCAUUGACACGUCCUGUGGAAGCGAGGAGAUCCCAUUAUUACCCGAUCCAAUAGUCCCUCAAACUCCUACGUCGGUUAUGGAGCCUCCGCCAUUGUCGGUCUCGACUUCAAUACCCGAGUCAAUGGCCGCACCUUCGCCGAAACCCUCAGCAGAUGGCGAGCCAGCAAGUCCUGCUCCAGCCCCGGCGUUUUCGCUUCCCUACCGGAUGAUAUACGCGGUAGCGACGCAGGACGCGGUAUUUGUCUAUGACACUCAGCAAACCACGCCCAUCUGUGUUGUGAGCAAUCUUCAUUACGCCACUUUCUCGGAUUUGACCUGGUCAAAUGACGGAUUGACUCUGCUCAUGUCCUCAACUGACGGGUUCUGUUCGACGCUGGCGUUUUCACUUGGUGAACUUGGCCAGGUCUACUCUGGACCUCAUCCGACCUACAAUCAUCCAGUUGUUUCAACGUCUAUUGCUCGACCAAGCUCUUCGGCCGGGUCAACACCAGUUCCGACACCUACUGCGACUGCAUCGCCAUCAUUGACUAAGGCUUCUCCGAUUCCGGUGCCACCAUCCCAUCCAUCGCCAGCACCAUUUAUCCUUCGUCCUGGAAGCCCAGCCAGGUCCAACUCACAGUCGUCAAUAGCAACCAUGACAUCGAUCCAAACUAGUGGUUUUCCUAACAAUCCUACACCUACCAUGGGCCAUGUCCCACUGGUUACUGCUGCCAAUUCCGGGCCUCCAGUCGCCAUUCCGCCAAUGACUACACCACCUCAGACUCCCGCAAGUUUCCACGGGGGCCAACAUUCUGCAACAAGCUCGGUUAGUGGAUCGGUCCUGGGCAAGCGGGAUACGGGAGCAACGAGCGAGAGCGAGAAGGAAGAGAGCAAGUCAAAAAAACGAAGGAUCGCUCCAACGCUUGUAGGGCCUACGGGCUCGGUUGAAACCACGAAGGACGAGGAGGCGAAGUGA
Messenger RNA from Cladophialophora yegresii CBS 114405, 2202 nucleotides. Its product is annotated as chromatin assembly factor 1 subunit B. The transcript is spliced from 6 exons. The record is from RefSeq and is a predicted model, not a curated record. Gene Ontology annotation, cellular component: CAF-1 complex; nucleus. The coding region runs from base 1 to 2202 and encodes 733 amino acids. Gene Ontology annotation, biological process: nucleosome assembly; DNA replication-dependent chromatin assembly. Lineage: Eukaryota; Fungi; Ascomycota; Eurotiomycetes; Chaetothyriales; Herpotrichiellaceae. Gene Ontology annotation, molecular function: protein binding.